This is a messenger RNA of Fundulus heteroclitus (mummichog), 1662 nucleotides long. RefSeq lists its product as uncharacterized. The coding region runs from base 645 to 1421 and encodes 258 amino acids. Gene Ontology annotation, molecular function: transmembrane signaling receptor activity. The transcript is spliced from 6 exons. Lineage: Eukaryota; Metazoa; Chordata; Actinopteri; Cyprinodontiformes; Fundulidae. Gene Ontology annotation, biological process: B cell receptor signaling pathway; regulation of B cell differentiation; positive regulation of cytokine production. Gene Ontology annotation, cellular component: membrane raft. The record is from RefSeq and is a predicted model, not a curated record.
CUGAACCCUCGGAUCACGAGGAUUCUCUCUCUCUCAUUCCUCCAACAGUGUCUCUCUGUGGUGGAAACACUGCACUUCACCUCCAGACGCCGAUGAAACGUUGCAGCCAGAAACUCAUCUUUCUCUACACCAGAGCAGAGCGGGUCCUGUUAGGAAUCAGGCCUUUGGGUUUAAUGUGAAGUACCUUGCAAAAGCAUUCAAACCCCUUGGCAUUUGUUAUGCUCCGUUGCCUCACAACCUUGGGAUUGAAAUUGAUUGUUUGAGAGUUUGCACCGUUUCAUUUACAGAACAUGCCUACAACUCUGAAGAGGGAUUAUUUUUCUGUUGCGAAGCAAACAACAAACUGGACAAAAUAAGAGAAAACUUCACCGUGGCAAACUGUUCACCUGCAUGUUCUCCUGACUUGGACCUCUCAACACCGUUGUCACAGACUUGAAUACUUUUGCCAGGCCCUGUAAUCUAUCAGGCAUGGAAAGAGUCUCUGGCCCUUUUAAUGUUCAGUAGAGGCAGCUUCCUCAAAAAAGCUGAAACACGCUUUUGAGGAAGUAACUGUUUUGCUAUUGUCCGGAAACCUGUGGCUGUUUGUUCACCGAGACAAAGACAUUCUCAGAAAACUUGUCAGAAAGGCUUUAAAUAUCCUUGAGAUGGAAGCUCAACACUUUUGUCGUCAUUCCCUUACCUGGUCUUGGAUAUUUAUAUUUUCCUUUCUGUCUGCAUAUACAGGAGUAACUGCACAAGAGAUAAAGCUGAACAGCACGGUGUUUGUGGCCUUCUCGGGUGGAGAGUUGACUCUUGAAGUUACUGUCCACACUCCAACCAACCAAACUGAAGAUGAGCUACGUUGCUACGACCCUUUUAAUAGUCAGAUAGGCAUAUUCCAUAUCAGUCCUACACAAAGAGAGAAACCCGUACGACGACAGCUGAAGAACAUGAGCCAAUCAGGAAUGUACACGUGCAAAUAUCUUGAGGCUGAGGUGAAGUGGUUUCUACGAGUGACAGAUAAGUUCCACGUGAAGUCUCCGAUGUUGGACUACAGAGAGAUCAUCAUAGUGGGUCUCUUCACUGGCGUGCUGCUGGUCUUCAGCGUGCUUGGUUCGGUUUGUGUCUUCAGAGGACAUUGGAUAGAGACCAGCUCUAACUCUCUGGUCAGGAGCAGAAAACAGAAGGAGAGGAGAGAAGAGAAGGAGACGGAAAAUGAGGAAGACAACAUGGACAUGACAACAGCUCAGUCGUCUUCUUUCUAUGCUAGUCUAGAGCCUCGGACCAGGUCCAUUUAUGACGUGCUGGACCACUCAGCUGCCAAAAGUGAUGAGCAGCAAACGAAAACUAAAUCCCCAGAAACAGAACUCUCGAAAGAGGUGAAGCAAACCCCUGAACACCAGGAUGAAGGCAUCUUUGAGUCUGUUUAUGAGAACUUUUGAGUUGCAUAAACUGCUCUUCACUGAUCUUGCUUCACGGGGUCGGAUGAACAUCAGGGCUUUUCCAACGACACCUUUACAUCACCAGGCAAAAGAGAAGUAAAAGCAAAACAAAAGAGACUCUUUCAGAGGUUGUACAAUAAAACAGUGUAAAUAACUACAUCAAAGCAUUAAAAUGACCAGAGUCUGUGUCCUAUUGUUGUUACACAUCAGCUGAAUGCAAUAAAUGUCGCUGAAUCAACAA